AACCUUUUUCGAUUGACUAUUCCAUUCGAUAACCUUAAACGUUUACAAUCUGGAACGAAUUAUCGAAAUAUUUAUUCCGCUUCGACAUCCUACGCUAGAGUCAUAGCAAUUAAGUUCAUAGGAGACAAGGCGUACGAAAACUCCACAAGAAUUUCAAAGAGACGAUCGCAAAUACUGUACCCAACACCGCGAUCAUGUCGUACAAUCCACGAAUGUCGAUUAUCCCGCCGGCGCAAACCCAAUCGCGCACGCGCAAGAAGGAGGAAGAAGCCGAUGCAUUCAUGAGACUACCGGACAAGGAGAUCGUCGGAUGUAUAACAGACAUCGGGAUCCCAUUUAACGUUGCCGACCUGCAGAAGCCGAAUCCUCUCCAAGUACAGAUGAUCUUCGAAUGGUUCGCUGAAUUGUUGUUGAAUGCGACACGCGAGACCGUCGAGCCGGCUAUGCGCGCUGCCGCCGAGGAUGUCUGUGGAGAGUUCACCGAUAUCGUGCCCCCCGACACGCGCAACCUACUAGGCUUCUACGUCUCACUACGCAAGCUACUUCUCGAGUGCGGCAUCACCGACUUUAGCUUCUCCGACUUGUACAAGCCCACCCACCCGCGCCUCGUCAAGAUCUUCAGUUACCUAAUCAACUUCGUUCGAUUCCGUGAGAGCCAGACAAAUGUCAUUGAUGAGCAUUUCAACAAGGCCGAACAGACUAAGGCGCGGAUCGAGACGCUGUAUGGCGAGAACCAAGAUAUGGAGGCUAGACUAGACGAGAUGCGACAUAACCGAAGAGCAAUGGAGGCUCAAGUGCGCGAGAAAACAGAGCGAAACGAAGAGCUGAAGAAAACUCUACUAGAAUUACGACGGAACCAGGAGAGGGUUGCGGAUCGACUAGAUGGGGCUAAGCAGAAGAAGGCAGACCUGGCCCAGAGAUUAGAGCAAAAAACAGCAGAGAAGAUGUUGUUAAAGCAAGAAAGCAACAAACUGCGACCAUACACCCUACAAAGUCCCCAAGCACUACAGACAAGUUUGACAGAGCUCAGCAAUACUCUCAACGGAGACAAGUCGCACAUAGAUUCCCUAGAUCGACGAGCAAGAGCAUUGCAGACCUCAACUGAUUCCUUUGGAGUCGUAUCGACAGAUGUGGCAUCAUGUAUCAAACUCUUAGACGAUAUCGCGAACGAGUUGACAAAGGAGGAGGAGGAAAAUGCUCGAAACGCGAAGCAACGAGACACAUUAUCAGAGCGUGGCAAUAACGUCAGAGAAGUGGAGAGGACAGAAGCGUUGCUACAAAGGCAGUUAAGCAAGUGGAAUGAACGCACGGAGAAGCUACGCGAUCAGAGUCGAGAAAAAGCCCAAGAAGCGACGAAGAAGAUGGAGGAGCUCCGAGCAUUGCACAAGAAACUGACGGAAGAGAGAACGGCGAAAGGUAAUGAGAUCGAAAAAAGGAGAGUUCGGAUCGAACAAACUGAGAAGAAGAUGUUGGAUCUCAAAGAGAACAUCGAACGUGAGGUCCAUGCGGCAUACGAUGAGUAUCUGAAGAUGGAGUCGCACAUCAAACUGUACAUCACAGAGAUGGAACAGGCUAUUUGAUUACUAUCCCUUAUCUGUUUGGUGCAUAUGUGACGAGAUCAUGAUGGGGAUACCACGGCAGGCGUUCGGGUGUUGAGGGCCGGUCAAGGCUUAGAC
Molecule: messenger RNA, 1676 nt
Organism: Annulohypoxylon maeteangense
Lineage: Eukaryota; Fungi; Ascomycota; Sordariomycetes; Xylariales; Hypoxylaceae
Product: Nuf2 family protein
Exons: 2
Coding region: 195-1580 (461 amino acids)
Biological process (GO): attachment of mitotic spindle microtubules to kinetochore; meiotic chromosome segregation; kinetochore organization
Cellular component (GO): Ndc80 complex; kinetochore
Molecular function (GO): protein-containing complex binding
Source: RefSeq, a predicted model, not a curated record